This is a messenger RNA of Mercenaria mercenaria, 20162 nucleotides long. RefSeq names its product baculoviral IAP repeat-containing protein 6-like. The transcript has 60 exons. Gene Ontology annotation, cellular component: nucleus. The record is from RefSeq and is a predicted model, not a curated record. Bases 29 to 14851 code for a protein of 4940 amino acids. Gene Ontology annotation, molecular function: cysteine-type endopeptidase inhibitor activity; ubiquitin conjugating enzyme activity. Gene Ontology annotation, biological process: apoptotic process; negative regulation of apoptotic process; regulation of cytokinesis. NCBI's taxonomy places the organism in Eukaryota, Metazoa, Mollusca, Bivalvia, Venerida, Veneridae.
GAGGUCAUCGAUAAAUUUUCAGGCAAAGAUGGCUUCCCUCACAGGGAAGCACCAGUGGUAUGUCGGGGAAGAUGGCUGUAUUUCCAUCGGAGAGCCAGCAAGUAACGUGACAUACCACUCAGCCUUGAAUUCAAUUAUUGUAACAACUGAUGAACCAGCUGUAAAAAUUUACGAUGUUACGUCAGGAUCAGUGUUGCAAAAAUCUGACCUUUCUGCAAGGAAAGGGGAUAGAGUUAAAAGCAUGUAUCUGCCAGAGAAGAACAGAAUGGUGUUCAGUAACGAUGCAGCGAUUGGUGUACGCAGGGAUUUGCAAGGUGUACUGUUACUGGAUACUGCACUACAGACCCCUGUGGCUGCACAGGAUGAUAAAGUUAGACUGGAACUUCCCUUAGCAGAGGCGAGCCAGUUGUUGAAAUCUAUGACGAGUGCAGAGUUGCAGUGUACUGAUGCUGUAAAUGUUGUAGUUAAAGAAUUACAACAGAAAAUCGAGGCUGUACAAGAAGCCACCAAGGGCAACCAUAAAACUGCAAAGUGGGCUACAGUGUGUCUGAAAGUCCCAUACAGCUCCCUGAAGACAGCUAGUAGUUCACUGGUAACCGAAAUGAAGCGUAUGAAUAUUCAUAGACCAGGUCUUUCAAUUGCUUCGGCAGUCACUGAUCGCCUUGGAUACCUGUUGCCUAGCAACAUCUCAGAUCUGAAUAAUGGUACCAUAGAGAGGUCAUUGAUGUAUAGUGAGGCAGCUAGAAGAGAUACAUUCACAAAAUGGCCACAUAUGAACUACAAAUGGGCAUUGCCAGAACCUAUGGCACAAGCAGGAUUUUAUCACCAGCCUAACAUCUCUGGCGAUGACCGAGCUCUGUGUUUCACCUGCAAUGUAUGUCUUGUCUGCUGGGAGCCCACAGAUGAACCCUGGUCAGAACAUGAAAGACAUUCCCCAUCUUGCCCAUUUGUGAAGGGUGAGCAGACUCAGAAUGUCCCAUUAUCAGUGACAUAUGCCACCCAGCCAGCGCUACCACACAGUUCUACCGGGGAGAAAAUAGCGUGUGUGAGCACCACUGCCAGUGAAGAUUAUAUAGCAACAUCAACAAAACAUGGAAAUGUAGUUGUGUGGAAUCUUAAACAGAAAAUGAAGAAACACAGCCAAUUUGUGAUAGAUCCUUCAGAGACCCCUGUAGCUCUGAAGACUGGUUUACAGGUUGAUAGACAAAGAAAACAAAGUAGCCAGUCUGGUACACAGGAUGUUCACAUGGAGGACAGUCUAGAAAUUGCUUCAUCCAAAGGAGCUGAAGGGUCUAAAGAUGAUGAGGUGGAUGCUCAGAAGACAACAGCAAAUGUACAAUUUUGUCUGGAAGAAGGAGAAUCAAAAGAAGAGCUGAUGGAAAUUCCUCUUCAUGAUUCAGUACCACCAUCAGAUGAUACCAAAGCUUUCCUUAGGCCAAAUGAAGACAUCCAGGUUACAUCUCUUUGUGUUGUUGAAAAGCCAGAAACCGAAAGUGGUGAGAGCCAGGUGACAAAAGCAGUGUCAAAGAAAGACCAGAAAACUAAAGUCAAGAAAAGACUCCUUCAGCCAAGUGUUAUAUGUGGGGUGUCACUGAGACGCCCGAAAAAUCAAUCCAACUGUGAUGAUGUACAGACAGAUGUACAGUUAAUGAAUAAAGUGAACGAGAGUGUAAGUGGAGAAACUUCUCCACAGAUAAUUACUGAUGCAGACUGUGAUAACGUUGCUCACCAGACUGUGCCAACAGAUGAGGACAUUCUAAAUUCCGCUACAAACUUCAUUCCGUACCUGCUUGUUCUAGCAGUGAGAGAAGAUAUAAAGCGGAUUUCUAAACAGCCUAGCACAGAUUCUCUAAAGCCUUCUACAAGCUCUGGGAAUAUGGUUCCAACUUUAGGCAGCAUGUCAAUGAAUCAGCCAGAUUGGAGUUUGCUAGAUAUGUAUGACUCUGACCAGGAUUGUCAGAUUGUUAAAGUGACACCUGGUCCGACUUCUCUUUCAACUAGCAGCCCGACAGAGAGUAGUAAACAAGACGCUAUGGCAGAAAGUAGUGGAAGUGGGAAAGUAUCAAUACCAGAAAGUGCAAUAAAGCGUCUUUCAAAUCAGAAAACUGGGAGUGUAUUACAGUGUGUUGAAUUACCUAGUGAUCUUCAGUCAGAACAUUUGGAAGUGAAAUCUAUAUGUCCCACACUUGAUAAACAACAUUUAGUUGUAGUAGUUUCCCCUAGAUCUACGUGUUCAUCCCAGUCUUCAUUGACUAGUGUAAAGUUUCAAGAAUGUUCUGAAUCUGUUAGUGAUUCAAGCAGUCCGUGUCUUCAAGUUAUAACUUCAACUAGUGAGUCACAGAGUGAUUAUUCUAAAGAGUCAUCAGGAUUUUCAGAAACUAGUGAAACUAGUGGCUCUGUUGACAAUAUAAAUACAAAUACUUCAGCUGAAGAGGCAGAUGUAAUAUCUAAUUGUGGUUGUAUUCUUAUAUACAAGUUCAGUUACGAUGUUGAAACUUUAUAUGCCACUAUAGAAGAGAAGCCGGUUGUUAUUCGACACACUGAAUUGUCAGAGGGCGGAAUUUCGCGUGUUUUUGUGUUACCAGGAGAGAUAUGUGAGCAAGUGGAAGAGGAAGACAUUGUUCAGUGUGAUGAUGAAAUAUUUGUCUCUGCUCCAUCAACAGAGUCCGCUCAAGGAGGUAAAACGUCGGGACUCUUUGGACAGUUGGCUGUGAUAUUUUCUUCCGGAAAAAUGAAUAUUCUCAGCACCUGUGAUCUUACUCUUCUUGCCUCUAUACAACCUCCAGCUGGAGAUAAGUUCAUAGAUGUCACUUUCUGUUCUGGAAUUGAUAGGCUGUGCCUUUGCUCUAGUCAAGGAAAGCUGUUUUUCUACCAGUUAAGUGAGGAUGUUCCUGACCAGUCUGACAGUGUGAUAGAAGGGGAGCUCACUCCGGUAGCAGAGUUCCCAGAUUCUGUGUUUACAGGGGAUGCAGUCCGACCUGAAGAGGGUCCAGAGCAGUCACCAAGAGCUUCAAGUUCAGAUCUCCUAGCCAAACAACCCCUGACAUUUGAAUCACUUAGUCAUGUGCAUAACCUGAUUCAGUUUGAGAAUUUAAUGCCGAGAUUUACUGCAACAGUACCGCCGUGUUGGACUGAAAUUCAGCAGGAACAGCAACAGAGGCGCCAUCCUCAGCACCUCCAACAUCAAGGGGAGGCAACUCAACAUACAAGAACAUGGAAGCUUCAACCAGACAGUAAUACAUGGGAUGAACAUCUGUUGGAGAUAGUAUUGCCAAGAGUAUGUUGUGUUGGACAUGUAGAUGUUAAAUUUUCCAUCAGUUCAUUGUGUCCGCUAACACCAACUAUACAAAUGACAUUGCUAAAACAGAACAUAAAUGCAAUUGGCCGCCAGCCUAGAACAGGCCCGGAGGCCUCAUCCACUCCUGUAGACAGUAAAAUAAACUUUAACAUAAAUCAGACAUACAAUUCAGAUGAGUCCGAUUCCUCCACGUCGUCUGGUACGACUCCUGUGAUAAACAAUGUGCGAGACCCUCAGUUUCUUGAGAGUCACAAUGCAGAGAUAUUGUGCGGACCAGUCAGUAUAUCUGAUUGCCUUGAUCUGUCUGGAAACAGUGGUCUCGUCUCAUUAACAAGUCCUCAACUUCUCAUCUCCAAACCUCGGUCUUUCCUCCUCCACAUCAAGGGCUUUCCAAGUAAACUCAUUGAACAACAGGCUGAAAAAUCCAAGGAGAUGAAGAAGAAACGAACAGCGGCACAGGCCUCGGACAAGAAUCGAACAAAGACAAUUAAGGCAUUGUUUGAAAACUACUCGUCAACUGCUGGUGGGAAAACCAAAGUAGAUAGUUUCAAAGGCUGUGACUGGCUAACAGAACUUUCCAUUACAAUCAGAAAAACUAAAAAAACAAAUAUUCCUAGAGAAAGAGUACAAAGAAAUGCAGUUAUAGAUCUGAUCAGCUACCAUGAGAAACUGCUGUCGACAGUGGCAUUCAGUGAAGGACACCUGUUAACAGGCAUUAGUCCGGACCAUGUACAGAACAUGUGCCUCGAUGUACUUACAUGGAUCACCAACAUACAGAUGAAUGACCCAGAGAGGAGGAGUUCAGGAAGAUGUAUUUUAUCAACAAUUCAGCCAAAGUUAAAGGAGAUUAUACAGGCAUGUUUUAUUCAGGGAACGAGAACAACAUCACAUAAAUGUUCACGACUUCUCUCACAAUGUAUGCAAUAUAGCAAACGGGCAUCAGAUCCUGAUUUAGCACCUGCAUUCAAUCUAGCUCUUUUAGAGGCUUUGCUGGAUUGUCUCCCUUUGUUACCAUGUGCCUAUUCAGCAGGAGGGGUCAAGUGGUAUUUUACGUUGCUUAACCGUGUUAAGUGUAUGGAUGUGAUGAGCACGUCAUCCAGUGCUGCCCAGCUAUUGAGUGCUGUCUCCAAACAUUUCCAUGAACGAGCUUCACCUUUACAUGCUUUAUUGAAAGCCAGGUAUGGUUUGAAUGGUCACCCAUUUGAACCAGAUCUAUUUGAUAUGGAGAUACCACAAGCUGUAAAACAAAUUAUUCCUGGGAACCAGCCUGUAUCUUCCUUUACAAGCUCAGUGACAUCAACCAAUGCUUCAACAAGUUCUUCAACUACUGGAGCUGGGUCCCAGCAACAAGAUGAUCUAGAUUUUUACGACUUUUUUAAUGGUCCAUCUGAAAAGUCAACAAAGUCACUGAUGGAGCAUGCAAGAAAUCAUGUACUGGGAAUGUUAGAGGUUGAACCGUUACACUUUUCUUGUCAUUCAACCAGUGAUGGUACAAAAAUGGAGCGGCUUGACAGCACAGCCACCAGUGGAACAACAUCUGUGAUAAAUGCAGGACUAGGAACAACAAGUCUAGGAGGAAAUAUGUCGGGAACAAUUAAUUUUGGUGAAUCUGUGCCCCAGACAACAUACACUUUGGCACAUUCAAGUUUACCAUAUAACCUGCCCUCAACAAUUACAGUAGCAGCUAAACAACUUCAUGAACAAAACUCCAAGAACUAUCAGUCAGUGAAACACAAGAUUAUGCAUAUUAAACAGAUGUUACAUGAAGUGAACAAAAAUACUCCGCCCUCUCUACAGAAGACUCCAAGUGGUAGCUCGGAACUAAUGCCGUCAACACCUAAAACAACUCCGCAGGUGAUGACACCCCCACUAACUCCACCAAAUGAAGCUUGGCAACAAAUAUUCUUACAAGGUGAUAAAUGCGAUACACCUAAGUCUUCGGGCCAGGUGCGACCCGCGCUUUCUGUCCAGCCAACACAUGCCUUGCUGCAGCCACCACCACCACAGGUUCUUGUCAUAGAAAGAAUAUAUUCAGGUGCAAGAAGAUUUGUGAUAUUAGACUUUGGGAAACCAGUGCUAUUGACAGACGUGAUAAUUCCAUUGUGUGGGGAUCUCGCCUCAUUGUCUAUUGAUGUUUGGGUACAAGGGGAGGAAGUGGAUGGACAGAGACUAGUGGUUGCUUCAGAUAUUGGAGUUCGCUCCCUUGUAAUGAACAACAUCAUGCCACCACCUGUCUGUAGAUAUCUCAAGAUAACAACAAUAGGAAGAUAUGGUAGUGGUACUACAAGAUCUAAGAUUCCAAUUGGUGCAUUUUAUGGUCACAGCUACAUCUUGCCAUGGGAAUGGAGUCACAAGUCUGAUCACCACGGUGCUGCUGGAUCUGGACCCUGCCAACUGGAUCUACCCACACAGUCACAGCUGCUGUCACAUCUAGGAAGUUUUAUGUCUCUACUGGAGGAUAUUCAGUGUCGAUAUAGUUUAGCAAGGGCCAGACUGAGUACGAUGGUUCAGCAGGUAGAGUCAUUACAAUAUGCCAACUUUCAUACACAAUAUUACCUGAAGAAGUCCAAAAACAAUGAUGAGGAGAAUGGUAUAAUUCAGGCAUACAAUGAGUGUUUACAGCUACAGCUACAACAGAACCUUGCUAUGAGAGCUAUAGACAGGUUACAGAGUGCUAUAGGGCUGAGAGUUCCUAUUACACAAUACCCUUCUAACCAGACAACUGUCUUAAGGCAGGCUUCUACAGAUAAGUUGAGAUGUAUUCUAGAGAAUCUGCUAGAGACACUGAUCAGUGUAACCAACACCUCAGCCAGUAUUCUCAAGCCACCUGUGUCUCUGUAUACAAGUUUGAAUCACCAAAUAUGCCAGGAUGUGUUCAAACACCUUUGCUUCCACGGCACCCCAAGACUUCAGAUACUGACUGGCAUGGUGCUUGUCAGGGUGUGCGGGAGUCAGGCCUGGUUUGGAGAAUUCCUUGGAAACAUGCUACAGGAAUAUUUCCAUUCUGAAACUAUGCAGGUUUUUUCUCAAGACAGGGUGUUCAUUUUACUGACCGCAAUGGGUCAGAGGUCGUUACAAGGUCCUUGUUCUGUAAGCAUAAUGGAAAGUUUGCUGUCAAUGCUGGCUAGAGUUCUCUCCCCAAUUCAUAAUAAUACAUCUGGAGUAAUGUCCCCUACAGGGCAACUGGAUCUUACAUUGAUUGGCUGGAUUUUAUUGUUCAUGUGUCGUAACCUUGAUAACACCAUAGCAACAAAUGGUAAUGGGGAGGAAGAAGGAGCAACAGCCAAAAAAGUUAACGGUUCAAACUUGUCAAACAGAUGGAAUUUUAUAGCUGCCAAUGGCAAUGUGAAAUCACAGAUGAACAAGAGCCAGUCCGUGAAGAUGUAUCGUAAAUCCCUUCACAAGCGUCUCCUGCAUCAUAAACAGAAAUUGCUAGAUAUAGAUCACAUGAAGAAAAAUUUUAUGGCCCAGGAACAGUCUAGCAGUAAUACUUUGUUAAAACAUCAAGGAAAACAGUUUUGGAAGGAGUUAACUCAGUUUGCCUCUAAGCAUUUGAAGGACAUUAUCCAGAUUCGCAAGACCGAUGCUGAAGUGUUACGCAAGCUGCCAAGAGAUGAGCGCCUGGCUGAAGAAAAAGAAUCGCUGGACUACGAGCAAGACUCGGUGCUCAUUCUUCCAAAAGAGAAAUGUCUGCCAGUGGUUCAUGGUUUGAUGGCUCUGUUGUUGGGGAUGGACUUUACUUGUAAUGUAGAUCUCUUCCUCAUCACAUGUAAGGUGAUGGCUAGAGUGUGUAUAUCAACACGUCCUGCUAUUACAUUGACCGAGGCAAUGAGUCAAGAACAGCUUGAGAGAUUGAUCAUGCUGGCAGCUAGUCUGGAGUUUAACCAUGGUAACAUCAGCUGGGGUGGACCCUGGGCAGGCCACUCCCUUACAUGUCUGCUUCAAGACAUACUAGAAGGUGAACGUGUAUUCCCCAGUAACCAGUUUGAAGGUAUAACAGAUGAUGAGAUAUCGAGCCAGGUGACAGAUGAUUCUCUACAAGGUAGUGUAAACAUCAAUACACUGGAUCUAACAGCAGAGACACAGGAUAGUUCAGGGAACGAAAGUUUGUCAUUGUCAACUAUAGGAGGAGCAAGCAAUUCUGAUCUACAAGACACUUCCAUUACCGAGCAAGAUACAUCCGUCAACCAGAGUAAAGAUGAAGGGACGAGCUUUGAGAAGGAGUCAUCAAUGAUGGUAGAUAUGUUGCUAGAUGAUGAUGAAGAUGAUGAUAUGCCAGAAAAACUUCACGCUUAUGUCACUGGUGAAAACAUCCAGCCACCUAGUACUACUGUCAGCAAUGCCAUGCCGGUGUCUGAGUUAGAUGAUAAAUACAAGCCAGGUAAGGAAGGAUUGGCAGUUAAGGCCAUUAAAGCAGUGUUUGGUUCUACUGGCUACCCUAAACCACCCAUAGUAGACACCAAACAGACCCAGAACAACACCAACACCAGUACUGCUGCACCGGGACAGGGUCUGUCCACGGCACUUGAUUCCAGAUUAGAGCUCGGGCUGGAGACUCAGAGUGAGCUCAGACUGCGCAUGAUGCUGUCACUACAAUCAGACACAUUACAGAAUGCUUUCACUUCACCUCUGCCCCUCCCUCCUCUAGAGGCCCGUAGUGGUUCCCAGUCUCGAUCGUCACCUGCUGAUAUAGAUAUGAUGGAGACCAGUUCAGGCAUGCCUCAGACUACAUCAUUUGAGAUGUUGAGCAGUGCGUAUGAUGAUUUAUUUAGCCAACUGUUACUGCAGCGAGUCAACAUGGACUCGUUACUUCAGCUAUGGCUUACACUCAAUGAGGAGUCACCUUAUGAUGCCAGCGACACAACUCAGUCACAGUUUGAGGCGAGUCGCUCACCAGUGAUCCCGCUUAGUGUAACCUCCGUCACCAAUCUCCUAGCUUGUGUUGCUAUGCAACCCUCAUUGCCAGUUCGAACAUGGGUGCUGGUUUUUCAGAGCUUGACAAUGCUGGCAAACCUAAGAAUUGGAUCGGAUGAGCAGAGGUCAAUGGUGGUGGCUAUGAUGGGGGACAGUAACCUAGUGGCAAUUAUUACCAAGUUCCUGUCCGGCACCUCCAUGAGUGCUCCAGCAUCUUCAUUUGAUUCUAACUCUCAGGUUGGACCCUCAGCAGUAAAGGCAUUCCAUCUGUUUCUACAGCGACUUAGAGUGUGUAUAUGUGGGGAAGAUGAUAAACAUAACUUGAAGGAGAUAAUGUUAAAACUGGUAUACACAUUGACUGCUGAAAGGGGUGCUUUCCAUGCAAAUCUUGGACCAUUGGAUGCGCAGUGCAAGUUUCUAGAGUUUAUUCUUGAGUUGACAUAUGAACAAGUAGAUAUAAACAAUGCAAUAAGUGUAAUAGAAUCAGUCAGCAUUCUGGUACACAGACAUAUAUUGUGUCAGGAGAGAGUGUAUUGUCGUAGCACAUCAGACAAUGGUGUAAAUGCCAGGUCUUGCUUUGGAGGUCUGUUUGCAAGUUUACUGAGAGGUAGUGAUGGUUCAUCCAGGAAUGGAGACUCUAGCCGAGAUUCUUUGAUGUGCAGUUUGUUAAAACUUGUUAAUAAAUUACUUCAAGUGAAUUUUCCAGCACGAUUUGGGCGGAGAGUGUCACUUAGUGCUGAUAACCUUGGUGAAGGCCAUUCACCAGGUUUAUCCGAACCAGUUACCGACUCCACCAAGUUGUCACAGGCUCUGGCAAGUGCUUCAGCACCACAUGCUACAAGUUUAGUUGGACAAUCAGAUGAGGAGAAGGUUGGUCAGGCAACAGAACGUACUGAAACUGCACAGACAGACGAACAAAAAACUGAAAGUGCUCAACAAGAUCGAGCCAGUUCGGAACCACAGGGCAUUAACUUGGCAGACAUUAUUCUUGAUCGAAGAGCUAUAAUGUGUAAUUUUAUACAAGCUUUGAGCUACUGUAACAGUAGCACGAUGGCAAUGUUACUGGGCAGUAGUGGAAUGCCAAGCAAUAUGCAGGACUCCUUUACGGGGGGAGAUCCCCUGUCUGUAGGGGAUGGUAUAUACCAGAUACUAGUUACGUUGUCUCGGCAGUGUAGUGAUAGUAGACAUCUGAUGGAAGCAUUGUUCCUAUACCUGUCUGGGGGAUUUAUGUCACAUGGUGCUCCCUCAUUGUGCCGACUGUCAGAGCCUCUACUCUGGUUCAUACUCAAGGUGCUGGAUUCCCAAAAAAUGUUGAAACUCUUCCUCGAUAAAGGUGGUGUGGAAGUUGUAUGUCGUAAUUUUGUGAACUGUAACAGUCGUAUAAUCAGCACAAGUCCAAGCCUGAUAUCAACCAUCAUGCAGAACAUGAAUGGACAGGGCAGCACUGACAAGAAAAAGAAGUGGGAGUCUGAGAACCCUGAGGGAAUUCAAAACUUUGCUCCUCUAGGGACCAUAGUGUCAUGUAGUCCUACAGCAUCUCCAGCAGAGGUUCUUAUUGUGUCUACACCACAGCACAGGAGGGCACGAUCUGCACCAUGGUCGUAUCAUUUCUAUCCUGACGAGGCUUGGGUUGAUCUCAAGAUCACGCUGCCAUUUGCUAUACUCUUGAAAGAAGUGCAGAUUCAACCUCACAGUCCAGCUCUUUCAACCUGUCCAGCCUAUGUAUCUCUAGAGGCCAGCCAAGAUGGUGUGACUACAUUCCCACUUUGUGCACCAAUGAACACCAGCAGUCUUGUUUUCAUUAAGUUACAGCUACAGAGAUCAGAGGUGGUUACCUCAGUAACAAUAAGGUUACAUCGGGCACGUGACUCCAUGACAAUAGGGCUGUCACAGAUACUUCUGAUGGGAUACAGUGCAUUUGGAGAAGUGGGUUACAAAACAAACAAUCUGUUCUUACCAACAGAAGAUUUCGUCUCGAGAUCUAGUGUUGGUUGGAUAAGGUUAUUGCACCACUGCCUGGUGUCUCAGAAGGAGAUGGAAACGAUGGUUGCGGAAGCAGCGGCCCCUACAAGAGGUUUACUAAAUACAUGUACAGCUCUACUUGUGUCUCCUAUCUCCACAGUAUACUCACCUACCAUAGAGGCUGUUCUCCAGAAACUUGGACUCCAUUCAGGAGAGCUGGGUCUAGCUUUGAUAGAUAAUAUACUGAGGAGUAAUACGUCAGUUUCUGACAAUGAAUUAGCCUCACAGUACCUGGGUAAAAUGGGAGGUAUUGCUAAUGAAUCCACUGUAGAGAUCCUAUACCAGCUAGGAACUGUACAAGACAGAUGGACAGCUGACAGGUUAAAAGCCAUGUUGCAGUGGUUAGGAGACAGUGCUCGUGUAGCAUUACAAAGGAAAGCUGUGUUCUCCGACGAAGGGUUUAGACAUAUUCCCUGCGAGGUGACCAACAUGACCCUGCCCGGCCCCGCCCCUUCUCAUGUUCACUGUAUAGCAGCUGUGCUGUGGCACAGUAAUGAAAUGAGAGUGGACUACAACCUUAGUCAUCUUGUCACCAAAGAUCUAGUCAGUUCCUUAUAUGAGUGGUCAUCUGUGUUGAGCACAGAGUCACAUCUGAAAAAGGCUGUGGAUUAUGUUCUGUGUGCAAUAUGUCACAUCUGUCCGGACUCGUUCACACGUAUCAUGGAAUGGAUGGGAAUUGUGAUAACCCCGGAAUAUGGAUUAACUGCUUCCAUACCAGAUGAUAGGAAAGACACUACACUUUACCAUGAUUUAAUGACUGAUGACUCGAAGGAAGCAAAUAGUGCAUUAGGACAGUCCAUUGAAAAUACAGAACCUCCAGCGCCUGUAAUUCUCCAGGAGUUCAAGCAUAUGUGUUUAGAUGAAAAUCAUUUGUUCACUCUAGCAUUAGCUUGUCAGUCUUCACUGGCGACCAAGCAGUUGUUGGAGUCGGGUUUCCCGGCAGUAUUGGCUCAGGGAUUGUUUGAGUUCUGUAAUCGUGUGAUAUCUAACUUUGCGGACUCGUGGUCACAACCUGAAGGUAUAUCAGACUCUUGCAAGAGUAUGACUGGAACUACAGGGGAUAGUGCAAGCACAACUAACAACCAUACUGGUAUGACAGUAACAGCGGACAUGGUAUCUGCAGUAUUAAACUUCUUCUCUGAGAUCUCAUCCCUUCCUGCUAUGAAGGACUGGCUGGGUGGUGCUGAUGGUAACAUAUUCUGGCCGGUACUUCUCACUAUGUUGUGCAAUACACCUUUACACAGUCCAAUAUCUGUGACAGCUUUUCCACAGAAGUUUGAGUUAAUAUCAGCGGAAGAGAGAGCGUGUAUAGAGACAGCUUCUGUGAAGUUUUUCCGCAGUGUGAUAUCUUGUCAUGUACCCAAUCAGAUGUUGUUUGCUAAAGUUCUUUAUGAUGUCAUCAAAGAACAGGGUUCAACUAAUAAAGCUGCCGGUUUAGGUAUCUGCCCUUUGUCUGGGUUUACAAGACGACUUUUCCUUCAAGUUCUGCUGGAAGAUGAGAACAUUCUAGUUGCAUUCCGGGCUGCACCCAAACAGUAUCACAUGCAUGUGCCCACGUCUCAGGGUUGUUUGCAGCACCCACAGUUUGGGGCUGGAAGAAGGUUUAGGACGAUGCUAGUCAAUAUGCAUGUAACUGUUGGCGAACUCAUCAACAAAGUUUCAGAUACUCCAAGUCUAGCAGCCCAGUUACUAGAUGUACAGAAUGGUAAGAAAUCAGAUGAGUCAAAAGAGAGCACAUGUCAGAUAGGACUUGAACUUGUUGAUGUCAUAGAAAAUAUCUCCGCUGGCAAAUCAGAUACAAGUACUGCAGAUAAAUCUAGCACAGGUCAACCAGCAAAGAGUCACCUUUGGUCAAAUAGCACAACAACAACAACCAGUUCAAAGGGGUCACUGCCGCCUCGACCCCCGACCAGAAGGGGUAGAAGCAACGAUUCUUUAUCAAAACAGCUUUCCAUUCCAGUGCUUUCACUUUAUCAUAAACUGAUAACAAAUAAAUCCUUACCAUCUGAUGUGACCCUGUCACAGUUAAUGCAAGUUUUACAAGGUCAAGGUCUCACUCAAGGUCAAGAUGUCCUUGACUUUACACUCCAGCUUCAGAAUGGACCUAUUACAAACAGAAUAGAUCUGACAGAUGACGCAGAUGAGAUACCAGAUGAGGUUCUGUUGACAUCAACGCCAUUCCCUACCCCACUACAAGUAUUUGCCAGUGGUAAUGGACUGGCUUUACUUGCAGAACAUCUCCCCCUCUUGUACCCAGAGAUCUCUCGUCAGAUGACAUCAUCGGAGCCAGGAGAAAUGACACCUAAUGUAACUGUUGGCAAUGAUCCUAACCAGGAUUGGGUUACUGUUGACUCUUACCCGGAAGACUUUUAUAUGUUGUAUGAGCCAGUAUCCCCUGUCCCUCAGAGUAGUCGAGGUCAUCAUAUAGGAAAUCCAACCAUCCCUCCUCAUUCCCUGGUGGCGUUUGGCCUCUUCCUGAGGUUGCCAGGAUAUGCUGAGGUGCUGCUGAAAGAGCGGAAGAAAGCUCAGUGUUUGCUCAGAUUGAUGCUGGGAGUCACAGAUGAUGGAGGUGGAGGUCAGAUACUAACAUCGCCUAUCGCCAGCUCUUUGCCCACAUUACCAUUCAUUGUUCUGAAAUCCUUAUUUGACACAACACCCCUGACAACAGACGAUGGUGUUCUGUUGCGGAGGAUGUGCCUGGAGAAUGGAGCCCUACAUCUCAUACUAGCCUGCCUCUCUGUCCUUAGUCACCACUCACCCAGAGUUACAGUUUCUGGAUUCCAACAAGAGGCCUAUUCCAUACUGAGUGCUAUGCAGACACCUACUCCUACCCCGAGCCAGGUACCAGGACCUUCAGAGGAGAAAUCCCAGCAGUACUGGGCAAAGGGUACCGGCUUUGGUACAGGAUCUACAACAUCAAGCUGGGAUGCUGAGCAAGCUCUGAUCAGACAGAAAAGUGAAGAGGAACAUGUGACAUGUCUCCUACAGGUACUGGCAAGUUAUAUUAACCCAGGAGGGGGUGUCCCUGAUAAUUUUGAAGCAGAUGAUUACGAGCCAGCAACGGAGAGGAUGCUGUUACCUGAUGUUGUACCAGAUAUGUUAACUCAGUCUUGUCUUGUACCAGCACUGUCCUCUUACCUCAGGAAUGAUUCAGUUCUGGACAUGGCCAGACAUGUACCACUGUAUAGAGCACUCCUGCAGUUGUUACGAGGUAUCUCAGUGUGUCCUUCACUCGUUCUUCUACUGUUACCUCUUGACAAAGAGAAUGGUAGUGAAGUUGCCACAGCUGUUGGUGAACUACUGGAAAAGAUGAGAGCUUGUGUUGAUACAUAUGCCAGCAGACUCAAAUCAAACAAAGGCAAGAUAGGAGGAACAAAGGAAGAAGAGGAGGAGAAUGAGGGACUUGCCAUGUUGAUACCUGAUAUACAGGAAACGGCGAGAGUUGUUCAUAUAGCUACCAGUAGGCUUAAACAGCAUGAAGGUGUAGGUCAGGAAAAUUCAGAGAAGGACCAGGAGUUGAUGAAGGACACGUCACAGGAUAGUAUAGACCAGAUCUACCUCUCAGAGAUGCAAAAACUGCAGUUUGAUCAGUAUGAAAUGGUAAGUGAGGAAGGGACGACCAUAAAGUUUACAGUUCGCCAUCACUAUGAGAAUAGUGUAAAAGCAGCAGGAGAAAUCAACAACCCAACCAGGAUACGUAGACUGGCUCAGGAAGCUGUAACUUUGUCAACAUCCCUCCCACUCUCUGUUAGCAGUAGUGUUUUUGUUCGUUGUGAUGAGGAAAGGCUAGAUAUUAUGAAGGUAUUGAUAACUGGACCAGAAGAUACGCCCUAUGCCAAUGGAUGUUUUGAAUUUGAUGUUUAUUUUCCUCAAGAUUACCCCAAUGCUCCACCAUACAUUAACCUUGAAACAACAGGCAACCAUACUGUCAGAUUUAAUCCAAAUCUGUAUAAUGAUGGAAAGGUGUGCUUAAGUGUGUUGAAUACCUGGCAUGGAAGACCAGAGGAAAAGUGGAGCUCACAAACUUCUAGUUUUUUGCAGGUGUUAGUUUCCAUCCAGUCUCUUAUCUUGGUAUGUGAGCCGUACUUCAAUGAGCCAGGCUAUGAGAGGUCACGAGGUACACCUUCAGGUAACGCAAGCUCAAGAGAAUAUGAUGCAAACAUUAGACAAGCUACUGUGAAAUGGGCAAUACUAGAACAGAUAAAAUGUCCGCCACCUUGCUUCAAGGAUGUUGUCCUCAAACAUUUCUGGUUGAAACGUCACAAGAUUCUCCAUCAGUGUGAGGAGUGGAUCGCAGAAAUGGAAGUGUACUGUAAUGACAAGAGGACUGGAAGAACAAUAUCUCAUAGUACUAUGGCACUCAAGAAACAUUACAACCAGUUGCGAGAAGAAUUUUCCAAAAUGAAGCCACCAGAAGGUCUUGAGGAUGUUGAGAAGGGAGAUAUAGACCCUAAAGGCAAGCAGUACAGUACGGACCAGGCUGGGGCCUCGGGCAGCAAGGACACAACUCAGAUUGUACCAACAGAUAACAAUGCCAACUCCAUGCUGGCUGAAAAUUUAAGCUCAUUUGUUUCAGACUCUGAUAUUAAUGGAAUAGCAUCAACUGCAAAUUGCUGACAUAAAGCAAUGUUAUCUGUGAUUGUUGACUGAUAACUGUGAUGUCAAGAUAUUUGACUGGUUGUCAAACAUACGUAAUACUGUGAUGUUACAAUAUUGGAAUGUUUGCUAAAUUGUAGACUGUUACUAAAAUGCAACAACAUCUGACUGACUGCCAGUUUAACCAUUUCUUGUCCUGUAGAUUUUCUUCCCUAAUAUUAAAUCAUGUCAAACCUUCAGAAGUCAGAUAACUUCAUUAUUAAUCCCCCGCCGCGAGUGGUGGGGUUUAUAGGAAUGGUCUCCAUCUGUCCUUCCUUCUGUCUUUCCGUCUGUCCAUCCGUAACACUUUGGUGUCCGGUCCAUAUCUCCUAAACCCCUUGAAGGAUUUUCAUGAAACUUGGGUCAAAUGAUCACCUCAUCAAGACGAUGUGCAGAACUCAUGAGUCAGCCAUGUCGGCUCAAGGUCAAAGGUUUUAGCCUUCCAUUUCGUGUCCACUCUGUAUCUCCUAAACCCCUUGAAGGAAUUUUAUAAAACUUUGGUCAAAUGAUCACCUCAUCGAGAGGAUGUGCAGAACUCAUGAGUCAGCCAUGCCGGCUCAAGGUCAAGGUCACGGCUUAGGGUUAAAGGUUUGAGCCUUCCAUUUUUUGUCCGCUCUGUAUCUCCUAAAUCCUUUGAAGAACUUUCAUGAAACUUGGGUCAAGUGAUCACCUUAUCAAGACGAUAUGCAGAACUCAUGAGUCAGCCAUGUUGGCUCAAGGUCAAGGUCACAACUCUGGGUCAAAGGUUUGAGCCUUCCAUUUUGUGUCUGCUCUGUAUCUCCUAAACCCUUUGAAGAAUUUUCAUGAAACUUGGGUCAAAUGAUCACCUUAUCAAGACGAUGUGCAGAACUCAUGAGUUAGCCAUACCGGCUCAAGGUCAAGGUCACAAAGGUUUGAGCCUUCCAUUUUGUGUCCACUCUGUAUCUCCUAAACCCCUUGAAGGAUUUUCAGUAAGCUUAGGUCAAAUGAUUACCACAUCAAGAACUCAUGAUUCAGCUAUGUCAACUCAAGGUCAAGGUCACAACUCAAGGUCAAAGGUUUGAGCUCUGUAUCUCCUAAACCCCUUGAAGGAUUUUCAUGAAACUUGGGUCAAAUGAUCACCUCAUCAAGAUGAUGUGCAGAAUUCAUGAGUCAGUCAUGUCAGUUCAAGGUCAAGGUCAAGGUCACAGCUCAAGGUCAAAGGUUUACCCUUUCACUAUCCAUAACAGUGGCGGAGGAUUUAGCUGUCCUUCAGACUGCCUUGUUUAAAUGCAUUCAUGUUAUGUAAUUCUCUUCUCUUCUUUGCUUCGUACUGUGUCUUGCAUGAAGAGUUUCAAUUUAGAAUUAAUUCGUUGAAUCAUAUAUACCAGCUGAUUUUGUUCAUCUUAGUAUUUUGUCAUGAUAGUUAACAAGACUUAAUAGCCACCAGUAAACCUAUAUCUGUAUCUUUAAUUUAAAAUUAUGGUCUUUAGAUUUUUUAAAGUUAAAGUUAAAAGAUGUUGCCUAAUUAAAGCUGUUGUAUCAGAAAUAAACUUUGUGCAAAGAUGAGAACCCUAUAAAGCUGCUGUGUAUACAGGGGAGAAUUCUUGAAAACUUAAUUGUUGACUUCACACUUCCUUACUAACUAGUAAGACAAGUUUUACUUGAAUCCAGCAGAUGAAACUGGUUCAAGUUGUCUAGCUCAAUGCCUGAUGACAUUCAUGGCCCCCCCCCCCCCCCCCCCUCCCCCCUCCCCACAUUCAGUUUCCUUAGUAACUAGGAAGACAAUGAAAGAACAAUACUGUAUUUAUGAAAUGGUAUAUGUUGUAACAGUAGCUAAUUAAAUGCUUACAAUUAGAUCAUUGUUUGAUUCUAAUUAAUAUCAUAUGGAAGGUCUGUUCUCGUAUAAUAAUUGUUUAAUGUAUUUUUUAACCUCCCCUUACAUUUGCCGAUAUGUAUGUAUAAAUAUUUGGAUGGCAAGUUUACAUGAAUAAGGGCUAUUUAUUGUCUUUCAAGUUUACAGAUAAUAGUGCAUAUGGUUAUUGUGUAUGUGUUGUUUUGAACAUAUAUCAAACAUACAAACAUUUUCAUACAAAACUUGUAUUCAGUGUGAAUAUUACAUGAUGUCUGGCAUGUUUGUUUUUCAGUCUCGUUAUUUAUUUCAUAAAAAGUCUAUUCCAUGUUUGGCAUUGAGCCAUAAGUUUAUAGUUUGAUUGGCAUUUAACUUUGGUGUUUCCAUAUAGGGGCAGGUACUACAAUAUAUAACAGGAUUUUGACGUUUGUACUGCAAUUCCUGUUGAACUACAUCAGAAAAUUCAUAACACUAGCAAGUGAACUCCUGUUACAAUUUCCUGAACAAAAUGUGCAGGACAAGAACAUUUUUUGGUAAAAUAGUGCUUAAAGUACACAAAAGAUUUUCCGCACUGAUAAUUUCACUGUCUCAUUUGGUCCUGUAUUUGCAGGAAAUAAGUUGCUGCCAAACUUAAAUAUUAUAUAUUUACAUAUUGUAUAUGAAGCAAGUACAUUUUCAGUACAGGUAUCAUAAAAAAUUCUUUGCUUUAAUAUUAGCAGUUUGAUGGCCUAUAUAAAUUUUGUCAUGGUGUGAUUUCUUUUCAUAGGAGUGGUAAAAUGUUUAUAAAAUUAAAAAAAAAAUAGCUUAUAGAUGGUUUUAAUAAAAAAUUGUACUGUUAAAAGAAAAUCUGAAUAUUGUAUAUUUUGUCAUAUUGCAUUAUAGUAACUGUUGUUCCAUUUUGAAAAACCCUAUCCUUGUAAUCAUUCAUAAUAAUGAACUGAGAAAUUAAAGGGACUUAUUCAUACAUUUUAGAUGAUUUUUUUUUUUCAAAAAUCAAUAAAAUGUGAGUACUGUGAAAAUGACCAUUGGUACAAACUUACUGACAUUAUAUUUUUGCAAGCUAUCCUAAUAAAUAACUAAAACUAUUGUGCAGAAGGGAGUAAACCAUUGCAUCACUUUUGUUGAAAAAUUUCACCCAAACUGUCGGCAAGUGGCUUUAAGGAGGUAGGUUACCUUGUUACCAGGGUAAAGUCAGAUUAGUUGAACCGCAGAAAUGUUUUGUAUUUCAUGUAAUUUAAUGUUUUAACUGCUACAAUCUCUAUUUUGUUUAUCUACGUCCCUUCAAGAACAAUUUUUAUCCAGGUUUGAAGAACAUGAUCCUCCAAAGGUAUUUUGUAUUGAAAGAAGAAGGAAAAUAUGUAUAUUUAACACUUUUCAGUGUAUUUUGGUUUCAUUGUUAUCUGUAGAAGUCUGCAUAAUUGAUAAUUUUACUAGUAUGCGCAUUAGUUUUCUAAUAUAAGUUUAAAAUGUAUAUGUCGCGGGGCUCGUGUUUCCAUGGUAACGCAUUUUCUCUCAUUUUUAAACAACUAUGUAUGAAAACGGGAUUUUCAACGGCUCCGGUGCCAUUCUGUUAAUGAGCAACAUGGAAUAUUUGGGUAAUAUUAUUAGCAAAUUAUCAAGCACUUUACAUGGUACUCUAUUUUUCUUAAAGUUUAAAGUAAUUAUGGCAACAGAGAUGUUUAAAAUGGCUUAUAUCUUGCUUUUUAUCGUAGUUUCUUAUAAAAAAAAACAUUAAAUAAAAUUAUCUUUCUUCUGAAUUUAGCUUUAAAACAUCUUAUUUCUAAUGUAAGUAAUAUUUUCGUGUUAUUUGCAUUUAUCUAAACAAAUUUCACAGCUUAAAAUACAGCAGGACCCCUCGUUGGACAUUUUUAUGGAAAAAUCGUUCUGCAUGCUGCUAUCAUUCUCAUGGAUAUUGUUGAAAUGAAAAUAAAAAACUGAAGCUAUGUUCCUUACAUAGACCAGUGUCAACGCUUUUGAAUUUUACAUUUAUAUAUAUAGGUCACGGGCUUCGUUUCCAUGGUAACAUCAAUUUAAUUCAAGAUACCACAAUUUUCUACUGAAAUUUGAACAAUUUUAGAGCUUAGUUUUAGUAUAUAAGUAACAAAUUAUCAACAGAAACUGAUAACUAGGUAUUACAAAUCAAACUGCCCAAUUUUUAUUUGAAAAUAGCGGUAAUAAGUAACCUUUCACCCAACUAUAUUCCCAGUAACGUUGGUAAGCAUCAUCCAUUUUCUUACAUUCCACAUAACAUUUCGAUAUAACUACAUAAAAGAAGCAAAAUAUUGAUUAUUAUUCUGAGCAAAAGACUCGUAAAAAUAUUUCAGCAAAUAAUGGCUGUUUAAUAAUGGCUGUUUAAAAAUAGUUCAAAAAGAGAAAAUGCACAGAAUUACGUACUUUCAAAAUAAAAGCCAUUAAUUUUUCGUGGUAACUGACGUGUAACAUCAUGACGUCAAUGAUGUCAUUUUAAGGCAACAAUGUUUUGAAGCGUUUCUGCGGCAAUUUAAUAAAAUUCAUUAUAUCUGCAUUAUUAAACCAUUAAGCAUCAGAUCGGAGGCAGGUUCAUGAUUUCUUUUCAGAAUAAUGAAUAUACAAAUGCAUUUAGUUUGUCAUAAACGUCGUCGUAAAUCGUCACGUUAGCUUCAAGUGGACAUGCGCACAUACAAAUAUUAAGGUAACCUACCUCCUAAACAACAAUUUCUUCAAGUUAGUAGACAUAAGAAUUUAAGUAUAAGAGGCUUGUUUUAUAUGAGUGUUUAAAUUUUUUUUUUCACAGGGUGAAAGAUUUUUACUUUAAUCUUGUAUGCUUUAAAGACUUGCUUGACACUGCUUAUUAAUUUUCUGUUUUGAAAGGGAUAGCAAUAUUAUCGAAGUGAGGAUUUUGCUUCAGCAUCUGAGUAAGACCAGCACUUCUUUUUAAAGUUAUAAGUUACUGUAUAAAGUUAGUAAGAUUUAGUUAAAGUUGUCAAGAGAUCAAACAUAACAGAAGCAUUUUAAACCAGUCAGAUUUACUAAUGGGAGGUUAUUUGAAACACCAGAUUUAAAAAAAACAAAACUUUAUAAUUUACUAGACUAAUAUUGAAAUCUGUUGUAAGAUUCUGAACCAACAAUUCCUCACCAGAAAAGAUACAGCAAAGUAGGUAAAAACUGUUUGUAGUCUCAUUUUGUGCAGAAUAUUUUAAUAAAGGCAUUACCAGCCUUUAAUUAAUUAAUUGAUUUUAACCUGUAUAUAUUUUGUUAGGUAGUAAAAUACAUAUAUUUUGAUGUUUAAAUUAUGUAUCAGAGCAUGACUCUUUUUAUUAUUAUUGUAUUAUAAUUUGAUCUUAUUUUGUUAACAGAUAGUUGAUUGUAUAUAUAAAUAUAUGUUGUUUUCUUUGCUUAUGUUUCACUAUUGUUUAGCUGUAUUUGUUAUGAACAGAUCUCUUACCGAGACUGUAGCUGUAAUAUAGUUAAAUGACUGAUAAAAUAAACACAUGGAACAAUGAA